This is a messenger RNA of Lycium ferocissimum, 888 nucleotides long. RefSeq lists its product as uncharacterized. Gene Ontology annotation, molecular function: zinc ion binding; nucleic acid binding. The transcript has 2 exons. The record is from RefSeq and is a predicted model, not a curated record. Bases 389 to 793 code for a protein of 134 amino acids. Lineage: Eukaryota; Viridiplantae; Streptophyta; Magnoliopsida; Solanales; Solanaceae.
CGUGAAAAUGAACCACCAGCUCUUACUGACUCUAGCACUGCUGCUCAAAAAGAACAUUAUGCUAGGUGGGAGAGAUCUAAUAGGCUAUGCAUCCUUGCCUUUAAGAGGUCAAUUGCUGAGCACCUCAAGAAUGGCUUGCCUGAAACUACCAAUGCUAAGAAAUUUCUUGCUCAAGUUGAAGAAAGGUACCUUGUAUCCAAUAAGGCUGAGACCGAAGAUCUAAUGAGUAAACUCGCGGGGAUAAAGUAUGAUAAUUCUGGGGGGGUUAGAGAUUAUAUACUUAAGAUGGUCCACAUCCAGUCGAAACUGAAAGCUCUUGACAUAACUCUUCCUGAUCCUUAUAUUGUUCACUCUGCACUUAACUCCUUUACCUGCUGAGUUUAGCCAAAUGAAAACUGCCUAUAAUACUCAAAAUGAAGCUUGGUCAAUCAAUGACCUUAUCUCUAAAUGUGUUGUUAAAGAGGAGAAAAUUAGAAGAGAGAAGGGUCAGAUAGCCUUGUUUGUUUCCCAUGAUUCCAAAGCUAGCUCUAGUAAGGGGCCUAGGAAGUUUCAAAGAUCUAAUAAUCAUACUUUUAAGAAGGGUCAGGACACCAAAAGACAUGGUAAAGAUCAGACCGAAUAUCCUGGGGUUAAUAACGCAGUUUUUAAGAAAAAUAAUAAUUGCUUCUUUUGUAAGAAACCUGGUCACAAGCAAAGAGAUUGUGUCAAAUUCCAUGCCUGGAUAAAAAAGAAGGAGACAAAAGAAGGGGUUCACAAACAAAAGGAAGCCAAAGGAAACAGAGUCAAAAAUUAGAGUCGCCACAGAUGUCCAAGUUGAAGUAGAGUUCAUAGGAACAGUAGUUUUAGACUUAGAAACUGGUUUUAAACUUGUUCUGGAAAACACUUUUU